Messenger RNA from Antechinus flavipes (yellow-footed antechinus), 4030 nucleotides. RefSeq names its product phospholipid phosphatase 4 (gene PLPP4). The record is from RefSeq and is a predicted model, not a curated record. NCBI's taxonomy places the organism in Eukaryota, Metazoa, Chordata, Mammalia, Dasyuromorphia, Dasyuridae. Gene Ontology annotation, molecular function: phosphatidate phosphatase activity. Bases 672 to 1487 code for a protein of 271 amino acids. Gene Ontology annotation, biological process: phospholipid metabolic process. The transcript is spliced from 7 exons.
AGACCGGUAAAGAGAAAAGAGAGCUUAUUUGUUUCUCUGGGGAGGGAAGGAUUGAUCCGCCAGCCAAACUAGCCAGGGAAAAGAAUUGAAAGCUCCGGAGACAGAGGCAUCCCUGGAUUUUCCCCUCUCCAGAUAAAUAAAUCACAGCUGCGGAAGACAAGAAGUUAUUUUUCCAAUUGACGGCGAGGGAGAGAGAGGCAGCCCUCCCCCCACCGGCCUCCGCGCUUGGGCGCAGGCGAAUCCAGAGUAAGAGGGAGCAGCAGCAGCAGGAGAGGCAGCAGCGGCAGCAGUAGCAGCAGCAGCGGGGACCGCGGCGCCGCCGCCAGCAGCUCCGCUACCUGGGAGAGCGCCUGCCCCUCCAGGCAGCUACCCGAGGCGGCUCCAGCUGCGGCUCCAGAGGCUGCUGGGUCCGCUGCUGGGAAAUGGGCGAGGAGGAGGGGCAGGGCGAGCUCUCCUCACUGGGGGCUCUUUGGAGGGCCGCUGGUUUAGGCUGAGCCCUGCCCCCUCUCUCUCCUCCCUCCUUCCCCCCUACCCCCCCACCUCCCCAUCCAAGUCCGUGGUGCGGCUCAGUCUCCGACCGGUUUCUUUUAAAGAGAGGGGUAGCUUGGUGUGAGGUCCAGUUGCGGGAAAGGGGCGCACUGCUUGGGUUUGGCUCAACACUCCGACUCACCAUGCGGGAUCUGGCCAUCGAGAUCGGGGUCCGAGUACUCCUUUUUGGGGUCUUUGUAUUCACAGAGUUUUUGGACCCAUUCCAGAGAGUCAUUCAGCCAGAAGAGAUCUGGCUUUAUAAAAACCCAUUGGUGCAAUCUGACAAUAUACCGACACGUCUCAUGUUUGCAAUCUCUUUCCUCACACCCCUGGCAGUCAUUUUUGUGGUGAAAAUCAUCCGGCGCACUGACAAGACUGAAAUUAAAGAGGCCUUUUUAGCGGUUUCCUUGGCUCUAGCUCUGAAUGGAGUCUGCACAAAUACUAUUAAAUUAAUAGUUGGAAGACCUCGUCCCGAUUUCUUUUACCGCUGCUUUCCAGAUGGAGUAAUGAACUCUGAAAUGCACUGCACAGGUGAUCCUGAUCUGGUGUCUGAGGGCCGAAAGAGCUUUCCCAGCAUCCACUCUUCCUUUGCAUUUUCAGGCCUGGGUUUUACAACAUUCUACUUAGCUGGGAAGUUGCACUGUUUCACAGAGAAUGGGCGUGGGAAAAGCUGGCGACUCUGUGCAGCAAUCCUGCCUUUGUACUGUGCCAUGAUGAUCGCCCUGUCACGCAUGUGUGAUUACAAGCAUCACUGGCAAGAUUCCUUUGUGGGUGGAGUCAUUGGACUUAUUUUCGCUUAUGUUUGCUACAGACAGCACUAUCCUCCUUUGGCUAACACAGCUUGUCAUAAACCUUACGUCAGUCUCCGAAUUCCGAGCUCCCUGAAGAAAGAAGAGAGACCCACAGCUGAUAAUGCUUCUGGGAUGCCACUGGAAGGAAUAACAGAAGGACCAGUAUGACUAGUACAUAGGAACAUCAAGACAUUUUAGCCCUGAUCACAUUCUAUAUUUCCCUUCCUGCCCACCCCCAUAAUGUCAUAGAAAAAGAUUUCUUAUAGUAUGUUUGUCUUCUAUUAUUUUCUAAAGUUAUCCUUUGAGUGAUCUUCUUGCUUCUGUUUAGCAUUUGGAGUCGACACUGUUUGUUUAAGAUAUCUAUUUUUAACUUAUUUGAGUUGGCAAAGAAAAACAAUAUUUUUUGUUUUUUUAAGAGAGGAAAAAGCAAACAAACAAACAAAAAUCUAGUACAGGUGUCAAAGAAUGCAUCUGAGUGUUACUGUGAUGUCAGCUUCAUUUGGCCAACUCAUUUCUCUAAAGUGUUAGACGUAAUGGUGACAUUCUUGUGUUUUCAUGCUUGUAAAACAAUAAAAUCUCCACCUGAAAUAUCCUGUGCUCAUUCUCCCAUUUGGCAGCACUCUUCUGAAAUAACAAAGAAAACUUCACACUUUAGAGAACCUGGCUCGCCCAUCUCUGGCAUGAGACCCAACAGUAGUCUGGAUGUCUAUUCUAGCACAUGAAACCUUGGAAGAUUUCUGAGUCAUUGGAUUGUUACAGCAUCUGUUUCACAGAUGGAUCAGAAGGUUUUUGCUUUGGUCUCAGGUUUUUCGGGGUUCUGUGAACCAUUAACUUCAGAAGAAACUGGUAUGGUGUAACUUUAAGAGUAAAUCACCAGCUGCAAUUUUAAAAAAAAUGGACUAAAAAGUAGGAGGGAGAACCUCUGUGUUCUAGGACUGCCAAUUUUUCAGAAUCCUUCAUCCAAUAAUGUUACCUGAAAUGUCUUAUUUAUGAAAUCAAAAUACCAGUAACUGAGGUCACCACUCUCCACAGCUCUUUUCAGAAAUUGCUGGUUUGUGUGACCAUGCUGAACACAGUACCGUGAUGGACUGUUUGUUGUCCUUAUUACUGAGCAAAAACAGAUCUGAGGGAAAACUGAGCUAGGAACUUAAGGACACCAAAUGAGAAUGAGGCAAAUCUGAUUCUCCAUAAUAUUCUAGGCCUUUUCAGAUACAUGGGACUUCAAUGAGACAACUGGCUUCUGCUUCCUACUCAGUGAGGAUGUUUCAGAAUGGUAAUAACUCAAAUAGCAGCCUAAGAGAAGCAUAUGGAUUCCUUCAUUCAUCCCCUGCCCUUUUAAACACUUUUCAGGUUGUCUAGGCUCAGAUGUCCAUGUAUGUACUUAGUAUAGAGCAUAAUGCUAAUUCUUAACCAUUUUAAGAGGUAUUAUUCCAUUCAGCUUAGUACAUUCUGGGCAUACCUUGUGGCUCCUAUAACCAUGAAAUGCCAGUAAAACCAUUAAUUUCCAAAAAAGAAUGUAGCUUUCCACUGGUUAACAAACUAUGUUUUCAAAAGACCUAAGCAGAUUUAUAAAUUGAUCCUUGACAGGAGGACAAGCUGCUGUCUCUAUCAGCUGACUGGAGGGAUCAAGAAGGAUUUCUUCUCCACUGUCUGCUUUGGGCUUUAAAAUAACUAGAAUGCAUUGGCUGAACAAGCCAUGUUAGGUGAAAAUAGAGCUGCCAGUUACAAAUUAUAUUCCUUCUGCAUUUGCAUCACAUCUGUAGUCAUGCAGAGAGAUGAGAAUUCCUCUCAGGAUGAGACACCUUGUAAUUAACUGACUUUGGUCUGAAAUCAAUCUAGUCAAUUCUUCAAAAUAUUUUCUCCAUCACAGUAGAAAAAAAAUUUUAAAACCAAAAAAAAAAAAAAAAAAAGCAAUACACAGAGCAAUUUAUUUAGGCUAAAUAUCUAGAAAACCGCAAGACUAAGUAAUUACAUUUUGAUAUAUUGAGAGACAGUUUAGAGAGGGCUUUGGCAUUAGGAAGAUCUGAAUUCAGAUUUAGCUGCUGACACGUUCUAGUUAAGGAAUUAUUGGAAAGUUAUUUAUUUAACCUCUCAAAGUUACUAAGCAACUCUUUAAGACUAAAUUACAUAUGAGUUGCUGACAGAUAUUGGUGGGGGGAAUUUCCAUACUAAGAAUUGCCUAGACUGAUAAAAUCCUUCUUUCUUCCUCUCAGAAUUUUUAAAAUUAUAUUCAAAUUUAAUGAACAAAGGAUAUGCCAUAUGAUUUUUCAAUUGGAUGUGGCCAGGAGAAUCUAGUUAAUCUAGGAUUUUGGAUUAAGAACCAUAAGGGAGUAGGUCUAGCAAACAAUGGUCCUUUACUUAGCAGGGACCUGAAAUAUUUACAAUUCGAUUAAGAGAGAAAUGUACAUGCAACCUACUUAUAUUUUGGAGUGAAUGGUCAGAAAGGAUUUGAAAGCCAGCAAAGAAUCAAGGACUUUUAAUUGACAUCAUUAAAUGGAAAAUCUUCAAAAAGCCCAUGUAAGGGUUUGGUUAAAGAGCAAUUAAAGUUGCAAUGAGUAUAAUAAUAGGAAACUUCAAGAAGGAUCAUUAGAAGCAAUCAUUACCAGCUUAAGCCGGCAAAUUUGUGGCUCCAUGUAUUUUAAUUUCAUGCUCUAUUAAUGUGAAAGAAUUGUAAUGCUGUGUGCACCAAUAAAACAGCACAUGAAUGUGGA